AUGCUGUACAGGUUUGUAAUGGGUCUCGGAGAAGUAGAGGACACAAUCCAAGCAAUAAUUUGCCCAAAUUCGUGGGCUACUACGGAAGAGGGGAGGCACCUUAGAGCCUCUUCGAAGUUCGAGCAUAACUACGUCCUUCAACUUGCUGAACGACACCAAUCCUAUCCAUCAAGAAUGUCAUCAAGUAAGGCAAAGGCGAAGGGAGUCAGUGCAAGUUCAUUCUUCGAUCUCAAGGCGGAGCUAUCCAGACAGGAACUCGAAUUCGCAAGGGCGAAGGUGGAAGGCAAGAGCUUAGCCGUGGUUGGGGGUAUCAAGCGUCCCGACAAGAAGCCAACCGUCUGGGCACGCCAGAAUAAAGGUGUCAAGGCUCGAGCGAAUCGGGACGUUGAGCUUGAGGAGAUCAGCAAACCAACCCUUGACUCGGCAAGAGCUGCCCUGGAGAGGAAGGCGCAGAUUUACGAGAAGCUGAGGAGAGGCAAGACGGGAGGACUCAACGAUGCACAAUAUGAUGCUCUGCUCGUCGAUUUCGAUUCAAAUCCGUCCACGUCGAAGUAUUAUCAGGGACACAGUUCGGAUGAGGACGAGAGUUCGACGGUACCAAAAGCUCCGACAAGUUAUGAGAAUGAUCCCAUCGUCGAAUACGAGGAUGAAUUUGGACGUAUACGGUCAGCACGUCGUUCUGAAGUUCCUCGGAACCUCGUCUUGGAUCAAGAUGAACAAGAAGACGAUGAAGACCUCAUUCGAAAUCCUGUCAAUCACUUCCCCACGUACCAACCUUCUGAAGAUCGCGUAGCAGAGAUCGAGAAGGCAUAUGCGGAGGAGAACAACCCCCUGAAUGUGCACUACGACGCCUCUCGGGAGGUCCGUGCAAAAGGAGCCGCUUUCUAUCAAUUCUCUGGCGACGAAGAGACAAGAAGGCAACAGAUGGAGGAGAUGAAAGCAUCAAGAGAAGAGACGGAGCGAAUGAGACGAAACCUCGGUUCUGAGGACGUCAAACCAGGCGAAGUUGAAGGCAUGCAGGACGACAGUGGCAAUACAGGUGAAGGUGUGGCGCGGAGCAGAGCGAUGGAAAAGAGAAAGCGGGAGAUUGAAGAACGCAGGAAGCUCUUGGACGCGAAGAGGCGGAAGCUAAAGAAGAGCGAUACACCAGAAGCAAGCAACCCGCCAACCUCCACCCCGACUACCAUGGCCACCACGACCACCGCAUCGGGUGAAGAACGAGGAAAAACCACGUCCAGUGUUUCCGACGACCCCUCUGCCACUCUGGAUAACGCCUCGAAAGCUCAGCAUCCAAAUGCAGAUCCCUUCGCCGCGUUAGAGUCACAAACUUCAAAGGAAAGCAAAGGAAAGCAAAAAGCACAGCCAGCCUCUUCCGAAGCAGAUUCAUUUCUUGCUCAGCUGGAAGGAGAGUUCCUCGCCUCAAGAACCAAGAAGUAA
Molecule: messenger RNA, 1437 nt
Organism: Cyclocybe aegerita
Lineage: Eukaryota; Fungi; Basidiomycota; Agaricomycetes; Agaricales; Hemipholiotaceae
Source: the annotation of a GenBank genome assembly